Bactrocera tryoni is the source of this 10285-nucleotide messenger RNA. RefSeq names its product homeotic protein female sterile (gene nocte). The coding region runs from base 1621 to 9387 and encodes 2588 amino acids. NCBI's taxonomy places the organism in Eukaryota, Metazoa, Arthropoda, Insecta, Diptera, Tephritidae. The record is from RefSeq and is a predicted model, not a curated record. The transcript has 6 exons. Gene Ontology annotation, biological process: cell differentiation.
CCGCAAGAAAGUGUUCUAUCCUGUUUGUGACGGUAGACGGUAAAACGCUGUUAAAUAAUUCUUUAAACAACGCAAAAACGUGUGCAAGUCACAGAUUAACAUACGGGCUAAGUUAAAAAAUAGUUUUUGUGUACUUGCAAAGUGUAUGUAACGAAUUAAAGUUGUAACAAAUUUUCUAUCGAGCCGAAAGAAAAGAUUCUCAUUGGAUUCUGCUUCCUCUUCGGUUCAAUUUCCCCUCUUACCCAACAGCUCUUCGGCGUUUCAGAUACAUAUGUAUGUAUAUAAUUGCUAAGAGAAGUAGCUGAAAAGAAGAAAAAUAAAAUCAAAAGGGGUGGAAGAAUUGGAGCAGGCAGCUAAAAGAAAGAAGUGCGAAUCAGAGGAGUAGGCGAGUUCACUGCUUAAUAAAAGCAGCGAGCAAAAGCGUUUACGAAAGUAAGGUGCGCGUAAAGGAGACAACGCAAACUUUUCUAGUACUUGGGUGAAUUUUUGCACUCAACAGCAUUUUCACGGUACGCUUGCAUAGUUGACACACACACACGUAGCAUAUAGUAUUAAAAUUGCGUGCUCUUGUGUGUGUGUGUGUGCGAAAGGUGCAACGAGAUUGAACGGGUGUGAAUUGUGUAGGAGAGCAACGAACUCGCGUGCAAGCGUCGAGAGAAAGGAAUUCAAAGAAGACUGAGGAUAUAGAUUUAAAAUACCACGAGGAUUCCCUUUUUACGAGGAACGAAUUUAUAAGCGAAACGAUAAGUGUCUGAGGCCGGCAGUAGUUUUAUUUAUCUAGCACAUACCACAAAAUAUAAGUUUUUUCCAGCAACACAGGAGUACACUGUAGUGUGGUAGAUAAAACCAGAACGCAGCGGAUUUUCCGCCGGUAAAAGUGAACCAGCACUCUUCGUCAUUAUACGGCGUUGUGGAGUUUAAAAAUAAAUCUCAUUUACAUUAAAAACAGCAUAAAAAGCGAGAAAAUACAAACGAGUGUCUGUUAGGAAAAUCUUCGCAGUUCAUAUACGUUUAACAGGCAAAAAUUAUAUGCUGAAGCUGUAUUAAUUUCAUAUCUGGCAAAUUGAAGUUGAAAGUGGCCAGAAGUACCAAGUUUAAACAUCAGUCUUAAAAACGAAAAAUUCGCAGAAAUCAAAAAGUCAUAUUACAAACGCAAAAUACAGAAAAACGAGCUAUCAUUAUAUAAAAGAAAUUCGAGCAAUUGAUUUGCACACUCUACACAAUAAUACAUUUACAAAAGACCAGCUGGAAAAAUCGGCAGUUUACAACAAUCACUGAACUACUGUUUUAAUAUAGGGCAGAGUAGCGAAAGAGCGGUGUAUCUUUAAUAUAAAGAAACGAAACGUGACUUUUUUGUGCAACAAUACGUGGUUGCUGCGAAAACGGUAAUCUAAGCCGGUCAGAAAUAUUGUCAUCUGUGUAAAUCAGAUCGUUAGUUUUAACUUUUUCUCUCCGCUAACGUACGGACUAACAGCUGAAAGGCACAGUUACAAACACAACAAACAAAUAAACAAACGAAUAUAAAACACUGCGCACCGAGCUGCAGUACUUGUAAAGUAGAAGUGGUGAAGUGAGUGCGGCGCAAGGGGGAGGUAACGCUAAUGAGGAUCUACUGGCAGCAUGAGUACACUGGGGGGAAGUAGGGGAGAGCGAAAUGCCAAGCCCAAGUUCUCAGCACUCGAUAUAAAUCGAAUGUACAAAAAUAGUCGCGGUGAGCCAGCUGAACCAUCUGCACAAAAGAAUCAAGUGCCACGUAAACAUGGAAUGCAAAGUUUGGGCAAAGUGCCGUCCGCAAGGCGUCCACCAGCUAAUUUACCAUCCCUGAAAGCUGAAAUAACAAAUUCGCCAAAUACGAAUAACAAUAUAAUACCAUCAACCGGACAAGAAGUCAACUCAACGAGCGGCGGUCAAAUAACAGCACACACACCCACAGGCGUAGUAAAUAAUCAACAGCAGCAACAGCAACAACAAUUGAAGAACAUUAGCAACAAGUCCGCACUUGGCAAUAGUAACAACAAUAAUAACAGCAACAACAAUAACAUUAGCAACAGCGUCGGUGGCGUAAAACUUGUUAACAAUUCAACAGGUGUAAGCACUGGCGGUAGUGGCGGUCAGCAGCUGCGCAACUCUUCAGUAGCGAAUCACGCCAAUCAACAACAGCAACGAAACUCGCCAAUAACAUGGUCUGCUGUGACAACGGGCAACGACAUGACCGGCGGUGGCAAGAGCAGCGGUGGUGGGGGCAAAUCAUCGGUACCGCCACUCUAUCAGAGUCCACAGUUUCAAUACGAAUUUCCAACGUUAGAUGGCACAGUUGGCGGCGGCGCCGGUGGUGGUGGUGGUGGCAGCGGCGGCAACGCAUCGACCCGAAACAAACAGCACCAGCAACAACAGGAGCAUUAUCAUCACCAACAACACCAUCAUCAGCAUUCGAACCAACAGCAACAACACCACUAUCAUCAGCAACAACAUUCGCAACAAAAUCAUCACCAUCAUCAGCAGCACCAUCAUCAUCAGCCACAACAACAAAAUCACCAUCCACACCAACGAGACUACAACAACCAGCAGCAACAUGGAAGUGGCGGCGGCGGCGGUCGGCACGCACACGAUCAGCGUUACGAUGCUCACAAUUACAAAGAUGGCAGCGACGGAGACGGUGGCAGCGAUUACUCUUAUCAACAACAUCAUCAUCAUCACCGCGAGCAGCUGCAGCAACAACAACGCGAACUGAACGAAGUGAGUCUGCGUCCACAAAACGAUGCGAGCACCUGGUUACAGCAGCAGGAAAAAUCAGGCAAGGGCUCAACAGAAGGCCAGUCGAACCAACAGGGCCAGGGCCACCAGGCGCAGAAUGCAAAUACUGCAGGUGCAGCAGUGCCGUUGCCUAUCCUGCAGUUAAUGCCCUCGUUUAUGCAGCGCGGUGCACCAUUGCCGGCAACUGGCAGCGGUGGCGGGGGAGUUUCUAGUAACGGACCACGCUCUCAAACACCCCCAAACUACCAGAACGGCAUUGGUGGCAAAGAUACGGGUGGUGGCACAUUGCGCUCACAACAACGAGCGUCAGGUGGUAAUGGUGGUGGGGCGCAGGAUUAUCGCUCGGGUUCCCCAGCUGUUAGCAGUUUCCGUGCCGCAACUGCAAUACCCAAGAGACCACCACAAUUGGCCACACCUCCAUUAGGUGGUACGCAAACCCCCAACGGUGGUGUUCGGAAGGAUAAAGAAUUUAUCAUAGAACCAGAAGUGGUGCAGAUGCAACGACCAAUUAUACGCGAAGAAGAUUUGGAACGUCUAAAUGCUAUAGCCAACGAUGAUAGUUGGACCAAACAAGAUGAUAUAGAUUACACGAAAAAACUGACUUUCUCAGAUGAUGAAUCGCCUGAAGAGCAUACGCCAUCGCAGGAGCGCGAUCGGCCAGCAUUCAGUAAGUCGAGCGGAAGCAGUGGCGGUUCACAUGACCUACGCAAGAGCUCCAACGCGAGCAGCGUGAAUAACAGCUGGCAACGUAGCGGUAGCAUUAAGGACCAACGUGACAGUGCCGAACGCGAAAAAUCGGCCGAUCGCGAGGAUACGCGUCAGCAAAAUGGACAUCGUAGCAGCGCAGCGGGCAGUAUUGCCCUGGAUGCGGCCGUGUACGAACGUGUAAAGCAACGUAAAGAGGAGGAGGAACGACGCGAAAAAGAGCGACGUGAAGCGGCUGCCCGCAAAUUACAAGAACUCGAAAUGAAGAUUUAUAAUAAAAAGGCAGCGAGCGCAGCAGCUGCUGGAGGAGUUGUUGGCUCAACAACUGUGGGCUCUGGUGGGGACGCAGUAGAAUUACCGACUCCGCCACCAUCCAUCGGCGGUGGAAGUGAGGAGGAAUUCAAUAUGCGUCGCAGUGGUGGUAGCAGGGAUUACGAACGAGGCAACACACGUGCCGGCUAUGAUACACGUGAUGUGCGUGGAGGCGGCGACUAUGUGCGAGGUGAACGUGGUGUUGGCACUGGCAGUGGCGUGGGCACACAAGGUGUUGGCGCUGGUGGAAAACCUAUAUUUUCUGCACAAUUCCAAUCUAAUUUGCCGCCACGCUUCCAGAAACAGCAGCAAAUGCAAGCGCAGCUAGGCGGUCCACCGAUUAGCGCUGGCGCAUUAAGUGGCAAUGGCAAAACGUCCGGUCCGUUGGCUAGUAAUUUAGAUAAAGCGGGCUCGACUGCUUCCGCCUAUGAGCCUGGAGCAGUCCGUUAUAUGCAAAAGGGAAGUAAUGGCGGUGCAGGACCGUUGCAACGUGGUGGACGUGGCGAUUAUCGCGACAAUUAUACACGCGGCGGUGGGGGCUAUGGGCGUAUACGUAAUGACAGUGAACGCGACGAUGAACCACGCUAUCAUGGUGGACGUGGAGGACGAGGCGGAGAUGAUUAUAUGCGUGGCAAUGGUAUGUCACAAAAUCAGUUGUCACGCAGCAUAUCGGAUACUUCUCAACGUAAAACUAGUGUCUCGUCUAACGACGAGUCUAGCAAGUAUGGCGGAAACAGCAGUUUGAAUGAUUCAAAGGAGUUUGGCAGCGGCGCACUUGUGUCGUCUUGGGCUGAGGAGACAGAUGCCGAGUUGAAGCGCCAACGCGAGGAGAGUUUCUCUUCAACGCAUAGUCAAGAGUCACUACCCAUAAAAAUACUGCAACGACCACAUACACAGAAGAGUGUGUCGGAGGAGGAAACUUCACCACCUCAGCAGCAACUGCUGCAACAACAUACACACUCCCAACAACAGCAAUUGCAAUCUCAACAGCAGCUAACGCACCAACAACAACUGCAUCAACAUCAAGCACCGCAUCGGCGCAGCGAAAGUGAACAAACAACGCUUUUUGCACCUACUCAAAUUUUACGCCGCUCCGAGUCGUCGAGUGAUGAGAAACCCAAACAGCCACAUCAAACAGGCAGUGGAGACGUAGUCGCAGCAAGUAAAAUUAGCGAAGAGAAGAGCGCAACGUUAACAAAGCCGACAGCAGACGUGGAAUCUCAACAAAAGAAGCGUAAAGAAAGUGAGAGUAGCAAUUCCGCUGCUCCAAUCCAUUCAGGAGCUAGGAAGGAAUCCUUAUCGACUGAUGAUAGCAAGUUGCUGGUUGAUGAAAACCGUUCGGCAACAUCUUUAACAGCAGUAAGUCAACCGCAGCGUGAGCCGAAAAGACCUAGUCCACGCGGUGGCGCUGUUGGCGGAGGUCGUGAUCGUGAUCGAGAUCGUGACAGAGACCGGGAGCGGGGCCCUCAUUCACGCGCUUAUCCUGGCUGCCGUGGCGUCCGCGAUUGGAAUCCUCGUGCUACACGUGGUGGACGUUACUAUGGUCCCAAUGAACCGCGGUUACCCAGCGAAUCAGAACAUUCGGAGGAUGUCGAUGAAGAGGCGUAUGGCGGAGGUGGACGACGUGGUGAUCGCCAAAGUCCUAAAGUCCCACGAAAAGAUCACGGUGGUCACCGCAGCGGCGGCGAAGAACGUAACUCUAAGGAGGGUUUCGCUCCACGUGGUGAACCAUCACGUCGUGGUCGUGGAGGUGGUGCGAAUAUUGGUGAUCGCGUCGAUCGGGGUGAGCGUGGCGAUCGCGGUGAUCGUGGGACUUCUUCGUCUUAUAGACGUAAUGAUGGUGGUGGUAGGAGUCAAGGACGACAUUAUGGCCGACAGCCCUACGAUGAACAUCAUAAAGAUCAUAAGCGCAGCUCAGAGUCGGAAACAACAGGUGGUGGUAGUGAUGUUGAUAAAACUAAACAAAACCAAUUAGCACUUAGCGCAGGACUUUCUAAAGUUAAGGACUCCAAUGUGACUACGACAACAUCUGCAGAUGAAAAGACGCGCAUACAGUCUGGCGGUAAGCAACAGACUCCUCCACAAAGCGCAGCAAACACUCAACAAAGCAAGAAGGCCGGUUCAGUUGGCGAGCCAGAAAAAAAGGGUGCUCCCACCACUCAACCAAAACAGUUUGGUAGUAACAGCGGAGGUGGGACGCAAGCUCGCAAAGAGAGUACAUCGAGCACUAAAACUGAUGAGAUCGCCGAACGCGAUCGUAAAUCCGCUUCCAAAGAAAAGGAUUUACCCAGUGGCGCGGUGCAACAGACGCAACAGCAGCGCAGCAAUAGUUCGGCACAAUUGCCCGCAGCGCAACGUAGCAGCUCCAGUGUUGGUGCAAAGAAACAAGAUUUACCUAUGGCCUCAUUGCCCACCUCGCAAUCGGCAUCCGCUAUUGGCCCUAACAAAAUCAACCAGCAAUCGCAACAACAAACGGUGACGAAACCUCCACCCGGACUAGGGGGCGUCAACAGCGGGGGCAACUUCAAGCCUACAAACAGUGCUUCGCUGCCAAAUCAGAGUGUUGCUUCGCAACAGCAACAACAACAACAAAAACAAAACGUCGAACUACAGAAGAGUAAAUCAGAUACAAACACCAUUACAACGAGUGUGGGACGUCAACAGCCACCCGCACAGCAUCGGACUUCCAUCAGCGAGAUGGACAAAGCAAAAUUGGCAGCCGGCGCGAGUGAGAAACAGAAUGCGGUUGUCAGCGGGGGCAGCACCCUAUUACUAGAUGGUGCACCCGUCAAUACGAUUAUCUUUGAGAAUACCAACUACAAACAACAAGCGCAAGCAGCGCAGCUUAAACGCUCCUCGGAGUCUUUGAGCUCAGCCGUUAGCAGUGGUGUUAGUGUCUCCGCUGUUGAGACGCUAAGCACGGCGCUUUCGCAGAUGUCUUUCACCAAAGGGAACGAUUCGACACUGCCUGGCGGCGGCGUUGUGGUAUCCGCUGCGGGAGACUACGACAAAGACAUGAAGUUGGGCUUCACUUUUGGUGACGCCACUGAAACAUACGUCUCGGCGGUGCCUAACAAGUCGCCAAAUGAUAACGAAUCCAAAGUUGUUAGUGUGGUUGCGCAACAGGUAGCUGUCACCGCUGUCGGACAACAACAACAUCAGCAGGUGCACCAACAACAGCAACAAGCUCAGAAUAUUAUUUCAACUGCGGAUUUGAAUAUGAAAAUUGCGAGUGUGAAGAAGGUAUGGGAGAGUGUAGCGCCUAUGACAUCUGAGGCGAGUUCGUCAGCGUUACAGCAUCAACAAGUAGCACACCAACAGCAGGCACAGCAACAAGUCCAACAACAGUUGCAGCAUCAACAGCAGCAACAACAACAACAGCAACAAGCUCAACAGCAAUUAGAGGUGGUUGAUCCAAGUGGACAUAUGUCGGCGGCUGCUUCAUUUGUAGCAGCUGUUGCAGCAUCGCAACAGCAACAUCAGCAGCAGCAUAUGCCACAUUAUGCCGUCGCUGCUGUUCCCCUGCACCAACAUCAACAUCAACACCACUCCCUGUCCUCGCCGGGUCCAGUGCCAAGCGGCUACGGCAGUCAUGGCUCACCCUUCGACGUCGCCACACCACUCGAUCAGCAGUUCGCACAGAGCGGCAGUAUUGUGGUGGGCGGGGCCGAUGAUCCGACUAGUGUUGUUGGCUAUCCCAGUCCACAGCAGACCCAACAACAGCAGGUGCAGUCUGCUGCCGCUGCACAACAACAACAACAGGUGCUAAAACACCCAGAUGUUGUGAAACAGCAGCAGCAGGCGUCUGCUGCCGCAAAACAAUUGCAACAGCAUCAUGGCUCUUCGAUGGGUAUGUCACCACCUCCUAAUAUGCAACAACAACAGCAGCAACAACAACAACAACAACAGGCACAGCAUCAACAAUCAGCGGCUGCGCAACAGCAACAAUUGCACGCAGCACCGCCCUCCUUCUACCAAGCAUCACCACAAUUCACCGGCAUACCCAGUCCCCCAACUGUCGUGUUCAAUUCGUCGCAAAUGGCACCACCACCCUCACAGGCUGGCCUCUACGCACCAUUCCAUUCACUCGAUCAUUCGAGCCGUUCACAAUUCUCAGCCGCCGCAGCGGCACACAGUUUCCCCGGUCACUAUAGCGCAGCGGCAGCGGCCGCCGGUGGACCCUUUAAUGCAUAUACAAUGCAAACGCCACCCAAUAUGGCUGCUGCACCCACCCCCGAAAUGUAUUCCAGUCUAACGUCACAGUUUCGCAUGGGCGGAGGUCCAUCACCUUUCGGUAAUCCAAAUUCUCAACAGCUAAGCAAUCCCAAUGCACAAGCAGUGACGAUAAUUUCCUCUAAUUCCAAUUCGAUGAUGUCAUCGGUGGGUUCGGUGAAGCCACCACCAUCAUCGCAACAACUCGGCACGAUCGGUUCGAAAGGCGGCGGCGGUGGUGGUCCUUAUGCAGCGCAACAAUAUAUGAAUCUGUAUCCGGGUCCACCACCACAGCAUCCACAAGGGGGUCCACCUGGGCCACCUGGCGCACAUCAAUUGCAAUCGAAUAGUUACUACUCGAAUUCGGCUAGUGGACCGAACGGACCGGCAUUCUACGGCGGUCCACCGCCGCCACAAGGCGCAGGCGCCGGUGCGCAAAACUUUGGUCUAGCAGCUGCAGCUGCAGCUGCGGCUGGUCUAUAUGGCGGACAUCAAGGCGGACCGCCCGGUUCGAAUGGACCACAAGGCCCACCUGGUCCACAGUCGCAACAUACAAUGGGCAACUUUAAUACACCAUUUAUGAAUUCACAGUUACUGACGGCCGCGAGUAUUAAUCAAUUUCGCGCAGGACCAACGCCUCAGCAGCACGCAGCUGCCGCGGCCGCAUAUAUGAAAUCUGGACAAGGACAAAGUCAUCUGCAGGACUCGAUGGGACGCCAACUUAAAAGCCCACUCGGAGCUGACGUCAGUUUAAGCUUGGCCAAACAGGUGCAAUCUCAACCCAGUCCACCACACCACAAGAACUAUGGCAGCUGGGAUCUGCAAAAUCAAGUAAUGCAACAACAAGCACAGCAACAAUCUCAAUCACAACAGCAACAAGCCGCGCAGCAACGUGCUGGCGGUGUCGGUGGUGUAGGUGGCGGUGGUAACGUACAGAAUAUGCCACCUGGUAGUCGUGGUGGUGGUCCACCAGGUGUUCAAGGCGGUCCUGGCGGCGGUGGUGUUGGCGGACAAGGUGGUCAAGGACGUUAUCCCACUCCAAUACAGCGCCCUAACAAUUAUCCACAACAUCCACAAGGUGGCCCACAGUCACAGCAACAACAGCAGCAGCAACAACAACAGCAGCAAUCACAAGCAGGCCAAAGACCAAAUAACAUGCGGCAAGGACCUGGUGGUGGGCCACCCGGUAGUGGUGGUGGUAAUGGACCACAAGGUGGUGUUGGUGGCCCUGGCGGUCACAAUAAUGGCAAUGUAGGCGGUGGUCCCAACGGUGGUGGCGGUCAAGGUUGUGGCCCUGGAGGUCCAAACAAUGGUGGUGGAGCUGGCGGCCCCAACGGCGGUGGACAAAUGAAUAAACCCUACUAUGCGAACAAUGCAGGUGGCGGUGGAAGUCGAGGUAAUUGAAUGAGCCAAGCGACCACACCAACAUAUACACAUACACAUGCCAACCAGUAAUCCAAGACAGUAAGAGCAAACAUAUAAAUACAUAUAUAAAUGAAUAAAUGGAAAGCUCACAAUGCGUACUAAGAAAUUUAAUAAUUCUUACAAAAUGUAGCACAAACGUGAAGUUUGUGGUAAGUGUGAGAAAUACGCAAUUAAAAUUAAAUAUGGAAAUAUGAGAAUUACGUAAACAAUGGUAAAAAAUACGAAAAUUGCAGAAUGCAAUAAAACAAUGAUAAACAGAAAUAAAAGUAAUUAUUAUAAUUGUUUCAGUAGCGAAAAUGCGCAGAUGUGCAACAAAUAGUAAUUAUAAUGAAAACAAAAAUAAAGUUGAAAAAAUUGUACACAAACUUUAGUGCAUUUGGCAUAAGCGAAAAUGCGUUUUGUAACGGUAAAUGUUGAAAAGUGCCGCAAAAUAACGGCACAAUGUGACUUUAAACUUUGAUAAAUACAGAGAAGAGUGUGUUCAGUGUUAAUGCAUUAACUGCAAAUGAAAUUUCCUAACGGUAAACCAUAGAAAAUUUACUGUUAUAAGCGCAAGAAAACUAGUUUUCUUUUCGUAUAUGGACACAUGUGCAAUUGUUUUGUGUGCAGAAAAAAUAAACAAAGUUGCAACAUAAAAUUGUAACACUUACGUAUCCUUAAUAUUCCCCAAAAAACUCUGCUUCAAUGUUUGGUGAAAGAGAGCAACAAAAAAAGAAGAAAAAAAACUUUUAAAAACAACAAGAAUAUUAAAAAACUAUUUAAUAAAUCAAUGCAAAAAUGGAAUGUACUAAAUGUGCACGUUUUCAAGUGGUGUGUAAGACGUAGAAACCGGGUCGAAAAGUAUAAUGAGCUGGAAAUGAAAAAUUAAAAAUGCAAA